UGACUGUCGCCCCUCCACACCGAUAAGAUCUUAUCGCCACGUGCUCAGGCGCAUAGUCGGCGUUUGACACGCCGACCGAAUUAAGAAGUCUCGUGCAUUUGCCAUCGUCGACAACUACGUCCAUCAGUGUCAAUAUGUCUGUUCCGUCGCGAUUUGUUUGCUGCGCCUGCAGAAGUAUUGCGGGCAGGGUGUCGAAGCCUGCGUCAGUCUUCAAUGGCUUGACAAUCCGGACUGCCAGCAAGACUUCGAGAAGCGCCUUCAGUACCAGCACAUUACGGAGGAAAGACAAGCAGGAUCCCACCAACACCGACCCAGAAUAUGCAUUUCUCGACGCCAAAUACCCCGUAGAAACCGAAGUGGAAGCGCAAGAAACCAUUGCUGCGACUGAAAAUGUCAUCGAGCCCGAGUCCGUCGCAGAAGACAUCACCGAGUCCAUAGCGGAAGCAAAACCCGCCACAGCAACACCAGCCGUCCCAUGGUACCUAAAGCAGCAAUCUGCACCGCGCGCGCCCGUCUUAGACGCUGAGAUCCCCGACUUGCCCGUCAAUCCACCGCCGAUCCUCGCACAAAUCCUCGAAUACCUCGCCAUUACAGCUGGUCUCGACGACCUGCGCCUGCUCGAUCUGCGCGAUCUCGACCCCCCGCCCGCCCUCGGGCCAAAGUUGAUCAUGCUGAUCACCACUGCACGCUCCGAGCGCCACCUACAUGUUGCCGCGGACCGCUUCGCACGCUGGCUGCGGCGCGAGCACGGGCUCAAGGCCAACGCGGCAGGGCUGCUGGGCCGCAACGAGCUGAAGAUCAAGCUGCGGCGCAAGGCGAAGCGCAUGCGCAUGCUUGCCAAUGUCGGCGGCGCGAUGCCCGAGGGCAACAUCGAUGACGGGAUUCGCACCGGCUGGAUCUGCUGCACGCUGUCCAAGGUCGAGGCCCACCCCGAGGACACACAUAUGCCUGGCGACGAUGUGAAGGAAUUCAUCGGUUUCAGGGAUGUCAAGCCCGGUGUCAAUAUCGUCGUGCAGAUGUUCACCGAGGAGAAGCGGGACGAGACUGACUUAGAGACGCUGUGGGGCGGCGUGCUAAGGACGAAGAAGAGGGAGGAGCGGUCGGCAGAUGAGACACUCAGAGCGAUUGAGCAAGAUUUGGAGGAUAUGGAGACCGAGGAUGCGGACGAGAAGGCUGCAAAUUUGGAAGAGGCGGAGGAGAGUACACCAGCUCCGAAGUCUGCAACACCGGCUAAGCAGUUCCGCCAGCCUCAGCCGUCUCUUGGAGACGCAUUCCCAGAUGCUGAUGAUGUUCCUUCUACAAGGCAGUUACGGGGGCAGAUGCGGGCACAGAUGCGGGGACAAGUGCGCAGUCUGCAUACAGUAGGUCUGGGGCGAUGAGGUGACAGGACGAGUUGCAUUUACUGUAUAAUAUGCACGAUACCCAAACUCAUAGACGGAGAUGUUGUACAAUAUGUAACAUUAAAACGGGUCAGCAUUGAAAAGAUGAUU
Molecule: messenger RNA, 1490 nt
Organism: Boeremia exigua
Lineage: Eukaryota; Fungi; Ascomycota; Dothideomycetes; Pleosporales; Didymellaceae
Exons: 1
Coding region: 135-1379 (414 amino acids)
Biological process (GO): mitochondrial gene expression; mRNA stabilization; mitochondrial proton-transporting ATP synthase complex assembly
Cellular component (GO): mitochondrion
Source: RefSeq, a predicted model, not a curated record